Notodromas monacha is the source of this 1806-nucleotide messenger RNA. NCBI's taxonomy places the organism in Eukaryota, Metazoa, Arthropoda, Ostracoda, Podocopida, Cyprididae. The record is from the annotation of a GenBank genome assembly.
AUGGAGAGCGACGGGGACGGAGAAGUUGACGAUGGUGUAGAAAGAGACACGGUUGUCAAAAUGGUGGCUAGUGGGGGUCGGACUGUCAUGACAGCUCCAGUACAACAACCCCAAAGGGAAACUUGGGGGAAGAAGGUGGAAUUCCUGCUGGCUGUCAUAGGGUUUGCAGUGGACUUGGGCAAUGUUUGGAGGUUUCCUUAUAUCUGCUACCAAAACGGCGGCGGAGCAUUUCUGAUUCCAUACGUUAUCAUGCUGAUAUUCGGAGGACUACCCCUGUUUUACAUGGAGCUUGCUUUGGGACAAUAUCAUAGAAGUGGCUGCUUGACCUUGUGGAAAAGGAUUUGUCCGAUUCUGAAAGGAGUCGGAUACGCGAUUUGCGUCAUAGACCUUUACAUGGCCAUGUACUACAACACGAUCAUCGCCUGGGCUUUGUACUACCUGUUCAGCUCGUUCACCGACGAGCUGCCCUGGACUUCUUGUUACAACGAGUGGAACACUGUCAACUGUUCGUCCCUCACGAAUUUCACUGGGAACGGGUCCGUGUCGAACCUGACUGCCAGUCCUGCUCAGGAGUACUUUGAUCGACAGGUGCUGAGGAUGCAAGAGGCCAAUAAAAUCGAGAGGAUCGGGGGCAUCAAGUGGAACCUUGCAGCGUGUCUCUUCGGGGUCUUUGUGUUGGUCUAUUUCUCCCUGUGGAAAGGGGUGAGGAGUUCGGGCAAGGCAGUUUGGUUCACUGCCAUUGUGCCAUAUGUGGUCCUGAUUAUACUCUUCUUCAGAGGUAUUACGCUUCCUGGAGCCAUGGAUGGCAUCAGGUUCUAUCUCACUCCUAAUUGGGAGAAGCUCAAGGACAUGAAGGUCUGGACAGAUGCAGCAUCACAGAUUUUCUUCUCGCUUGGGCCAGGGUUUGGGACACUGCUGGCCUUGUCCUCGUAUAAUAAGUUCCACAAUAACUGCUACAGGGAUGCCAUCCUGACCAGCAGUAUCAAUUGCCUCACCAGCUUCUUGGCAGGAUUUGUAAUCUUCUCUGUCCUUGGUUACAUGGCACGUAUGCAGAACAAAGAGGUGAAAGAUGUUGGGAAAGAAGGGCCUGGACUGGUAUUUGUGGUGUACCCUGAGGCCAUCGCUAUGAUGACAGGCUCUGUGGUGUGGUCCAUAGUCUUCUUCCUCAUGCUCAUCACAUUGGGGAUUGACAGUACGUUUGGAGGCUUGGAGGCUCUCAUCACUGGGCUCUGUGAUGAGUACCCGCAGGUUCUUGGACGACACAGAGAGUGGUUCGUUCUUGGGCUCCUAGUGUUCAUCUAUGUCUGUGCUCUGCCUACCGUCACUUCGGGAGGAAUCUAUGUGGUGGACCUCCUGAAUGCAUAUGGACCCAGUAUCGCCAUCCUCUUUGUGGUCUUUGUGGAGGCAGCUGGAGUGUGUUGGCUCUAUGGAGUAGAAAGGUUCUCAGAUGACAUCAGGAAGAUGACUGGCUUCAGACCUGGGCUGUUUUGGAGAGCUUGUUGGAUGUUCAUCUCUCCUGUCUUCAUAUUUUUCAUCUUCAUCAUGACCCUAUGGAACCAUGAGCCACUGAGAAGAGACUCUUACCAGUACCCUGACUGGUCCAUUGCUAUUGGAUGGGUUCUGACCACUUCUUCCCUCAUGUGGAUACCAUUGUUCAUGGUGUAUAAGCUGGCAAUAACACCUGGAACUUUGCUUGAGAGGUUGAGGAAGUCAGUGACUCCGGAGCGACCACCAGCCAACGAGAGGCUACCAUUGAAGGCAGCCAACUCCGUGGCAUCAUGUGGCACCUCGGUGUCACAAUUAUGA